AUGGUUCGUUCAGGAUCGUAAUACUAAAGAUAAUACUUUAAUUGUUGUUCCGGAAUCAAAUAAUCCACUUUUAUUUUCACAAAGCCUUGUUGCCAAGAAUUGGACUUGGUAUUUACCUCCUGAAAAAAUUAAUAAUGUUCCAUGUAAUGUGAUACCAAGAUCAAAUGGUAAAUAUGUUGUCGAAUUUGAAACACCACAAAGAGCCAUUGCACCCGGCCAGUUAUUUGGAAUGACAAUUGGUGUCUGGGAAGUGGUAUUAUUGAGUAUGCAUUUUAAGUAUUUAGGACGUGUUUAUAGCACACCUGAUCUUGAAUAUGAUUGGUUUGUGCCACAAAAAUAUCACAUGUCUAUUGAAUUUUGGUGGUAA
Molecule: messenger RNA, 367 nt
Organism: Racocetra persica
Lineage: Eukaryota; Fungi; Glomeromycota; Glomeromycetes; Diversisporales; Gigasporaceae
Source: the annotation of a GenBank genome assembly